Serendipita indica DSM 11827 is the source of this 1653-nucleotide messenger RNA. Lineage: Eukaryota; Fungi; Basidiomycota; Agaricomycetes; Sebacinales; Serendipitaceae. The record is from the annotation of a GenBank genome assembly.
AUGGGCCUCUACCUCCUCGACUAUGGCGCCGGAAACGUCGCAUCCCUCGCAAACUCUCUAAAGAAACUCGGUCAUGAAUUUACAUGGAUUGCCAGUCCAGACGACUUUGCAAAGGCAGAUAAACUCAUAUUCCCAGGUGUCGGUGCAUUCAAACAUGCAAUGGACAAUUUACAGUCAAAGGGACUCUUGGAGCCUCUCCGAGACUAUCUCGCAUCAGGUCGCCCUUACUUUGGCAUCUGCAUCGGCAUGCAAGUCCUUUUUGCCGCCUCUAUGGAGCAUGCCGAAGACACUGGCCCCGUUCUAGGCCUUUCGGUCAUUCCUGCCGCUAUUCAACGUUUUACCACCAGCGAUCACAAAGCCGUCCCACAUAUGGGAUGGAACAGGGCCGAGCGGUUACGUCCAAGGGAGACAGACGACGACAUUGAUAUUGGAGACGAGCUAUCCUACUAUUUUGUACACUCGUACCGUGCAGCCUACGACGCACACUCUCCACUCGGCGAAUGGGCAUACACAACAACGCAGUAUGGGCAAGAAGUAUUCGUCUCUUCGAAAAGUCUGGACCAGCUGGCCUCCGUCUUACUCGACUCUUGGGUACGCUCCCCUAUCCGCCCUCCGACCGCAUCGUUUGCACCAAAACCGACCAUCGAGCGACCACCACGAGCGAGAGAUGGUCUAGCCAAGCGUGUAAUUGCAUGCAUGGACGUCCGUACAAACGACGACGGCGAUCUCGUCGUCACAAAGGGCGAUCAAUACGACGUACGAGAAAAAGUCACCACCGCAGCCAACGACCUCACGACCACAAAGACUGGAGGUGCCGUACGAAAUCUAGGCAAACCCGUCGCACUCGCUGCAAAGUACUUUUCAGAAGGUGCCGACGAGAUUUGCUUCCUUAACAUUACCUCUUUCCGUUCCUCACCUCUUCUCGACCAACCCAUGCUUGCAGUCGUGCGUGCAGCUGCAAACGAAGUCUUUGUCCCUCUGACGAUUGGAGGCGGGAUCAAAGAUACCGUCGACCCGGACGGUACGCCACAUACUGCGCUCGAAGUCGCUGGUGCCUAUUUCCGUGAGGGUGCGGACAAGGUGUCAAUUGGAAGCGAGGCCGUGUAUAAUGUGGAAGCACUCCUGCGCGACGGCAAGCCAACUGGAAAGACGGGGAUUGAGACUAUUUCGGCUGCCUAUGGAAGUCAGGCCGUUGUUGUCUCUAUCGAUCCUCGGAGAGUAUAUGUCGACCCUACGACGUAUGAUGGGCCGUACAAGCAAGAGUUAGUCUACGGAAAGGAUGCAGAGGAGGGCAAAGCCUGGUGGUAUCAAUGCACCGUCUCUGGCGGGAGAGAAAAUAGACCCCUGUCAGUUGUUCAACUGGCAAAAGGUGUAGAGAGACUUGGAGCAGGAGAGCUCUUGAUCAAUAGCAUCGACCGUGAUGGGACCGGCAAGGGAUUCGACCUCGAUCUCAUCAAUCUCGUCAAAAACGCCGUCAGUAUCCCCGUCGUGGCGAGCAGCGGUGCAGGAAGCGAAACACAUUUCGUCGAGGUAUUCAAAGGCACAAAGGCCGAAGCUGCGCUCGCUGCUGGAAUCUUUCACAGAGGCGAAGUCGGGAUUGGGGCUGUCAAAGAGACGAUGACCAAACAUGAUCUCACAACUAGACGGGUGUAA